This is a messenger RNA of Momordica charantia (bitter melon), 2322 nucleotides long. It is a transcript of the gene ROPGEF5, whose product is annotated as ROP guanine nucleotide exchange factor 5. Gene Ontology annotation, molecular function: guanyl-nucleotide exchange factor activity. NCBI's taxonomy places the organism in Eukaryota, Viridiplantae, Streptophyta, Magnoliopsida, Cucurbitales, Cucurbitaceae. The record is from RefSeq and is a predicted model, not a curated record.
AAUUUGGGGAAAGUUAGAGAAAGAGAGAAAUUUGAAAUCAAAUCCUCAUCUUUCCCAGACAAGUGAAGCAGCUAUUAUGCUCUACUAGAGCAGAAAAAUGAACUGUUUCUCAGGCCCAGUUCACCGAUUCUUGUGAUCUCCUCCCACCAUGUUUGUACCUGGUGAAUCAUUCAAGAAUCUCUGAGAUCACCGAGCCCAUUCUUUUCUUCUUCUUUUGGGAUUCAAAAACAGAAAAUUUUGCUUUUUGAAAUGGAAGCUUCGGUCAAGAGGAGCGAAAAUGCUCCAAAAAUUAGUGGGUCUUUUGGCUCUAAUGGAGUUGGAACUGAGUCGUCGCUCACCGAGUCCAGUGCUGCGUCUGGGGAGAGCAGCUCGAGCCGGUCGAGUUCCGACACUUCCGGCGACGACGUGAAGGCCGGCGAGUGUUCUUCUCCGCCCCAACUCGGCUGGCCCAUCCGCAAGGCUCAGCUUUGCAAAAGCUCCAAUUCCAAGGUUCGUGAAGUUGAACAGAAGCCCAAUUCCAGUGAUUCAAAGCUGAGCAAAACGGCCCCCAAAGUUUCCGAGAUGGAGAUGAUGAAGGAGAGGUUUUCAAAGCUGUUGCUGGGGGAAGACAUGUCAGGUUCCGGGAAAGGGGUUUGUACCGCAUUGGCUAUCUCAAAUGCCAUUACCAAUCUCUGUGCUACCAUUUUUGGGCAACUAUGGAGAUUAGAACCCCUGCCAAAGGAGAAAAAGUCAAUGUGGAGAAGAGAGAUUGAGUGGCUUCUCUGUGUGAGUGACCACAUAGUUGAAUUGAUCCCCUCUUUUCAAACAUUCCCAGAUGGAAGCAAGCUGGAGGUUAUGACCUCUAGGUCUAGAUCUGAUAUCUUCAUCAACCUUCCAGCUCUCAGAAAAUUGGACAAUAUGCUGCUUGAAAUUCUUGAGAGUUUUGUCGAUACCGAGUUUUGGUAUGUUGAUCAAGGCAUUGUUGCUUCGGAUGGCGAUGGAUCAUCCUCUUUUCGGAAAAUAGUUCAGAGGCAACAGGAGAAGUGGUGGCUUCCCGUACCCCGAGUACCCGCGGGUGGUCUCGGCGAAGAUUCGAGAAAGCAAUUGCAUCAUACUAGAGAUUGCACAAACCAAAUAUUGAAAGCUGUGGUGGCAAUCAACAACAUUGCUUUGGCUGAUAUGGAGGUUCCUGAAUCAUACUUGGAGACUCUUCCUAAGAAUGGGAGAGCCUGUUUGGGGGAUGUUAUUUACCGGUACAUUACUUCGGAGCAUUUCUCGUCUGAGUACUUGCUUGACUGCCUCGAUUUAUCCUCCGAACAUGUCGCUCUUGACGUUGCCAACCGGGUCGAGGCUGCCAUCUAUGUCUGGCGCCGUCGAGCUCAUUCGAAACCGCAAAUCAAUCCAACUCGUUCCACUGCAAGAUCAUCUUGGGAGAUGGUGAAGGACCUGAUGAUUGAUGGGGACAAGAGAGAGUUUCUAGCAGAAAGAGCUGAAGGCCUCUUGCAUUCUUUGAAGCAGCGGUUUCCCAGUCUAACACAAACUACUUUAGACACCAGCAAGAUCCAAUUCAACAAGGAUGUUGGGAAGUCCAUUCUUGAAAGCUACUCAAGGGUUCUGGAGAGUCUUGCAUUUAACAUCAUUGCUCGAAUCGAUGAUUUGCUUUACGUCGAUGACUUAACUAAGCAUUCGGAUAGGUUGACAUCGGUCGGGACAGUUAAUGUAGUCGGUCACAAGAAGGCCGCAUACUCGGUGCAUCUCUCGAGCACUCCAUAUAAACUCACUGCCACAACUCCAAGUUUUUCACCAGCACCAUUGGUUAGUCCUGCCAAGAGUGAGAGAAUGCCAUUUCUCAACAACAGAAAUGUCGGCAAGCCUAUCCGGCGUGGCUUCGGAGUGAAAAGAGCCUUGACAAAUUAUCUCGGCGUCGAGACAAAAGCGAAAACUUGCUUGAAUUCAAUUGAAGGGCCUGCUUCAAUUCAGAAUAUUGUUGUCAAUGAAAGUUCAGAACGGAGAAAGAGCUCAUCUGCAGAUCAAAGUGUGGUAAGUUGCAGCAAAUUGCUCUCUGACAAGAUCAAAUAGCAUCCCCCCGUGAAGAAAAAGAGCAAGAACAUAGUAUACAAAUUAGAGUAGAAGGAAAAUUUGUUAGAAAAACUCUUUCUGUAAGAAAUUAUUUCCAUUAUUUGAUGCUUGAGUUCUGCUUUCUUAUAACCUAAAGCUGUUACUGCAACCUAUAUCGAAACCAGGCAUGUUGACUUUACAUACAUGUAUUUGGUUCUAAUGUAACUAAAAGCAGAUGGAACAUGUAUUUUUAGAAUUGUUUGUUUGUUCUAAAUUGUUCUUGUG